Biomphalaria glabrata is the source of this 2454-nucleotide messenger RNA. RefSeq lists its product as uncharacterized. Bases 444 to 1415 code for a protein of 323 amino acids. The record is from RefSeq and is a predicted model, not a curated record. NCBI's taxonomy places the organism in Eukaryota, Metazoa, Mollusca, Gastropoda, Planorbidae. The transcript has 3 exons.
CAAGGGAGAUAGUCUAGUACUAAGCCUUAAAACCAAAAUGGCGUAUUUCCAAUGACAAUAUAUGGCAAACACAUGUACCGGAAGCUCAAAAUUGGAACCAGUGAAAUCUGCCCAUGUGGAGUAUCACCAGAGAAUGCCGACCACGUCCUCCAAAACUGCCCUCUUUACCAAGAGGCCCGUUUAUGACAUUGGCCCCAAAUCACCCCAAUAGAAAGAAAACUAUAUGGAGAGCUCCCUGAUUUGGAAACCACUGCGCAGUUCAUCUCAUGUAUUGGUCAAAUUCAUCUGAACACUCCAACAUAACAAUGAGAACGAAGAAGAAGAAGAGUAUGCAAGCAGAGCGAUUUAUUCUGCCAUCUCACUCCUGGAGGCACCCAAAGCACUACUGGCCAUGGCCAGACAGUUAUCAACUUCCUUGAAAGCGAGGUGUCAUUCGAUACUAAAUGACAGAUAGACGAAGAGGACGUACUCAAAUAGUAAAUUUAGAUCAGAUCAUGACUGAUCAGCAGAUAAAAGAGGAAAAGUGGACUUUAACAACUUUGUCAGCAGCAGUUAACACUAAAGAAAACUGCAUGCUCUGGUUAGCACGACGUCGUCUGAUAAAAAAUUCAGCUUACUGUACUACAUGCCACCAAUCAGCAUAUUUGAAUGCCUAUGCAGAAGGAACUGACGGCUUCCGGUGGGCGUGUAGAAGCUGUCACUUUCGUAGGACAAUUCGAGAUAAUUCAUUCUUUGCUCGUAGCCACAUACCAAUUGUACAUUUAUUACUGUUGAUAUAUUGUUGGUCUCAUGACAUGCCUAUUUUUAACAUUUCUCAUGAAACGAAGAUCUCUACAGAAUAUGCCAUGAACUAUUGCAAUACUUGCAGAGAGGAAUGUGAAAAAUAUAUUUAUAGGCACAGACUUUCAGAAAUUGGUGGGCUUGGCGAGGAUGGAGAACCAAUUAUUGUUGACAUCAAUGAAUCAAAGAAUUUUAAGAGAAAAUAUGUUACACGUGAAAGUCGUUGGGUAUUUGGGGGCAUAGAAAGACAUUCAAGAAAAUGCUUUCUUGUGGAAAUUCCAAACAACACUGUAGCUUCCUUAACUGAGGCAAUAAAAAAACAUAUUUUGCCUGGAACACAUAUAGUGUCUCAUAGGAAUUCUUUGUGUGCCUAUAUAUCAGACAUCAACAAUGGCACUUAUAGCCAUUCUGAGGUUAAAAUGGAUAAUUUUACUGACCCUAAAUAUGAUGUUGUUCAUGCAAUAAAUGUAGAAAAAAUGUGGAUGCGUGCUAAGAGAUUUCUGGAGAAACAAUUUGGUACCACCACAGUCCAAUUCAGCACAUGCCUGAAUGAGUUUAUUUUCAGAAAUUCUAUAAAGAAGGAACAUAUCUUUGGAACAGUACUUGUAGCAAUAGCUGAAGAUUAUGUAGUUUAAUGCCCAAAUUGAAUGAAUAAAAACCUUUUUUAAGUUUUCUGUGUUAUGAUAUUGAAUUUGAAAUAUAUUUGCAUUACAAAUUCAUUGUUGUUUUCAUAAUGAAAAUAACUAGAUGCAUUAUUAUGUAGUUUAAUGACCAACAUGGCUGCUUGCUAAAAAAAAUUUUUCUUAAGAUUUGCCUGGAACGCAUAUAGUCACAUGCAAUGCUGCAUGUGUAAACAUUCACCAUGGCAUCUGUGGUUAAGCAACUGACCCAAAUGAUGACAAUGUUCAGACAAAAAAUGUUGAAAAAAUUUGGAUGUGUGCUAAGAGAUUGCUGAAGAAACAUUUUGGUACCAGCAGUAUUCAAUUAUGCACUUGACUGAAUAAGUUUCUGUUCAAAUAUUUCUUAGGGAAUGAACAAAUUUUGGAGCAGUACUUACUGCAAUAGCUGAAUGUUAUUCAAUUUACUGCCUUACAUAAUGAAUACAAGCAUUUCAAAAAGCUUCCUGUAGCAUAGUAUUUAAUUUUAUAUACUUUUUAGUUGAUUUAAAAUAUUUUUUUUUCCCCAUUGAAGUUACUUUUAUGUUUGUGAUUUAAGUAAUUUCUGUUGACUGAUUUUUCUUAAUUCAUAAUGUUUUUUUCCCCACUUUUCUUUGAAAUGUAAAAACAUUACAGUUUAUAAGCUCUUGAAAAAUAUGUUUAUAUUUUGAUUAUAUUGGCAGAAAAAAAAUGUUUAUGGGAUAUACUCAAUGUUGCAGAGUUGCCUACAAGUACACAACUAGUGAUGGGAACUAUACUAAAACUAAGUUUCAAGUAGUUUCAACUCAAAUAAAGUACCGCUAGUUAAAAAGAGGCUAAAAGCACUGUUUAGAUGAAGCUAGGUACUGUAAUUUGGCACUAAAAAUAGUUCUUAAAAUCUAUUUUAUGGUUAACAGAAAUUUAAUUAUGAGAUGAAAGGUGAUAAAAUAUUUAUGUACCGUAUUUUAAUUGAUGACACAGAUUUAGAUUCUAUCUCUUUUUUUUUUAAAUAUCGGUACAUUAAAAUUACCAUCCAAUC